Messenger RNA from Botrytis cinerea B05.10, 1362 nucleotides. RefSeq lists its product as hypothetical. The record is from RefSeq and is a predicted model, not a curated record. The coding region runs from base 64 to 1299 and encodes 411 amino acids. Gene Ontology annotation, molecular function: O-methyltransferase activity. NCBI's taxonomy places the organism in Eukaryota, Fungi, Ascomycota, Leotiomycetes, Helotiales, Sclerotiniaceae. The transcript has 4 exons.
GUAAAUUCUUGACACUCAUAUCAAGGUACAAGAGAAGUAAAUUCUUGUGAUAAUACGGCUAAAAUGGAUCUCGAAAUGACAAAAGGGCAGAAUGAGGCCAUCAGAGCAUCUCUGGCAGAACUCACUUCAACAGUCGAGAAGCACCUUUCCGCCUGCGAAGAGAAUGCGCUGAAUGGCAGUGCCUCCACAGCUGCAAGUAUGUCGAAGACUCAUGUGGAACUGAUGAGUGCUGCAAGGAAGAUGAAAAGUGAUGUUUAUGGACCAGUGAACAAUGUUGCUUCUCAUUAUGAAGAGUUCAUACACUCAGGAUGUUUGAGAGCAUUGUUGGAAGCAGGCGUCUUCGACAAGUUACCAUUGGAUGGAAAAGGGAUGUCUGCUUCGGAACUUGCUGGAAAGACAAAUAUGGAAGAGGCACUAUUAAUACGGAUGAUGCGAACCGUUGCCCCUCUCUAUUUCGAGGAACAUAGUCCAAGGGUGUACAAUCAAACGGCAAACUCUCCAAUCUUUCAGCUCGAGGAUAUGAGAUCAUCAUACAAACAAAUCUAUGAUGAGUACGCACCAUGUAGUUAUGCCCUAACUCCAUAUUUCAAAGAGAAUGGAUUUAAAGUACCAGACUCGAUCAACAACAAUCCAUAUACAUUCGCCCAUCGAACUAAUGGUCUCAGUAUGUGGGAUUUUCUCUCGCUCCACCCUGAAAGACUAAGAAUAUUCAAUUUGGGCAUGAAUCGAAUUUCAUCUCAAAUGGUCCCAUCCUAUGGUAUAUUUCCAUGGCUCUCUGAGUAUCGGAAAAUGGAAACAAGCGAGGAUGCAGUGCUACUGGUAGAUAUUGGGGGUGGUCAGGGUCAAGCAAUCGCCGCUAUCAGGGAUAUUAUUGAAGGUACUAAAGGCCGACUCAUUCUUCAAGACAGAGAAGAAGUGAUGUUAGAGAACCCGGAUCCCAUUCCUGGUGUCGAAAAGAUGACUUAUGACUUCUUCACACCUCAACCAGUCAAAAAUGCGCUGAUAUACCAUAUCCGUCGCUGCUUCCAUGACUGGCCAGACGCAGAUUGUGUUGCCAUUCUCUCCAACAUCGCUAAUGCCAUGACUUCUACUUCUCGGCUGCUUAUUGCUGAAAUGGUUUUGCAGGAUGAGCUAGAUGCUGAGGCGGCUUGGAUGGAUAUUACGAUGAUGUUUUUUGCAGGCAAAGAAAGAUCAGAAAACCAAUGGAGAAGAUUGAUUGGAGCUGCAGGAAUGAGGUUGGAGAGGAUACAUGGUUCCGAGGGAACAACUUUUAGUGUGUUAGAAGCGAGGCUAAAGUAGAAGUGUGAAAUGGAUCUUAUGUUGAAUGAAAAUGACGGGAUAAUUAUGAGAGAUGUGACUUCA